Pantherophis guttatus is the source of this 2779-nucleotide messenger RNA. It is a transcript of the gene TEKTIP1, whose product is annotated as tektin bundle interacting protein 1. The record is from RefSeq and is a predicted model, not a curated record. NCBI's taxonomy places the organism in Eukaryota, Metazoa, Chordata, Lepidosauria, Squamata, Colubridae.
UCUUCCCCUCCCCAGCCAAAGGAAAACUCUCUUAAGCUGGCCUGGGCUGCAGGAGGGAACAUCACAGGCUUGCAAUGGAUUUCCGUGACCUGUCGUACCGGGAUUUGGUACUAAAUCGUCCAUAUGUCCCUCUUAACACCUUAGAAACUAACUUCCCCACUCCGCUCUACAGUGAUCAAUACCUUUCUCUGAGAGGACCCCGGAAUGCCCCCGUUAUAAAAGAGAGCGUCCGCUGGAAAUUCACCCCUAUGGGGUGGGAUGCCAUCCCUCAAACCUGGUAUACCGGUCUGACAAACAGCCACAAUCGCGAUGCCUGGUACACCAUCACUGAGCCCCUGGGCCGAGAGACCUACCACCGCUGGCAGAAGUCCAGUGCCAAACAGGAGAAGGCUCUACCGCCUGGUUACGCCCAGCGUUUGCGAGAGAGCAGCUGGUACGAUCCAAUCAUCCCUCCUCAGUAUUCGGAUCCUAACACACGAUGGGGUGCUUUUCUAUGGAAGGAUAAGAGUAUUCCUGGCAAAGAAUAUGUCAUCAACCGCAAUCGCUGUGCUGAGGAGCUGAAGGGAAAACCAGGCUACGUACCCCGCCUUUCUCUCCACACGCCGGUCUUCACAGCAAAGGACUAUCGCACCUGGAGGAUGUUCGGCCACCAGCCUUCGACCAACAACCAGUAAAGCUUCUUCAGAUGCUUGACGCGAUGUGAUAAUCCUCCUUCGUGGUGCAAGGUGGGGAUAGCAUCUCCCCUUUGUGCUCAGGGCCCAUAUGUCCUAGGCCCAGAGCCUUGGAGUGAUGUGGCAUGGCAGCGUAACCCCGCAGCCUGGAACACGUGGACGUGGCCAAUUUGUUGCGACAGUGCUGUAAAAGGAGGGAGCCGAGAAUGCUUCGCCCUUUUACCUAUGUGUUUUGUUUUCUAAUGAAAUUGUUGGGCAGACAAUUCUUCAUGUACUUCUUUAUACAGUGCAGAAAUAACCGGUGGGACUCCCUGCCAUGGAAUAGCAAUAGCAGUAGCGUUUAGAUUUAAUAUACAGCUUCGCGGUGCUUUACAGCCAUCUCUAAAAACAGUUUACAGAGUCAGCUUAUUGCCCCCAACAACCUGGGUUCUCAUUUUACUGACCUUGGAAGGAUGGAAGGCUGAAUCAACCUUGAAACGGUGAGAGUCGAACUGCUGGCAGUCAGCAGAAUUAGCCUACAAUACUGCAUUCUAACCACUGUGCCACCAUGGCCCUUUAGGAUAACCCCCUACUUCAAUGUUUUUUUUAAAAAAAGAAAGAACUAAGGAAAGAUAGAAGAAAUGAAGGCAAAUGACACCUGAUCAUUGUGGUCGAAAAAUGCCAAAUAGAAGGCCUUUACAACUCCCUUUUGAGAAAAUCAUGGGAAGUAAGCCUGUGCAUAAAAUGAAUGCAGGUUGGGAUAAUUAAGACAUUUUCAAUAACUCACCUUAACUGGUAGUGUUCUUAAUGACAGCCUGGGAGCCAUCUGUUGGGGAAGCGUUAAUUAAUAUUCUUGUGCGGAGCGUGGGCUGGCAGUUGGACUUUCUAGGACAUCAACUCUAUGAUUCAGUGACUCUUGGCUACAUUCCCUUACCUUUUAGAGAAGAGCUCAACAUACUGUACAAUGCCAAGAGAGAUAAUUAUGCACCUUCCCCCACACUAAUAGACAUAUAAAAUAGCUAAAAUCUCAGUCAACGCUCAUAAUGUUUGCAUUGGGAUCCCCAGAGAAUGCCGAACUCUGUGUCCGGUGAAAGCUUAAAAUCUAGUAAUAGUUUGGUAUUAGUAAUUGGUAUGAAAAUAAUGCAAAGUUGGUGACCCAUUUUAAGGCUGGUUUGGUGUUUUGAAUGGAUUGAGAUGGGUUUUACCAACCUUUCCAUCCCAUUGUGGUUCUUUUAAGCAUCUUAAUCUACCCAUUUUACCAAUCCUAAUAUUCCCAAUGGAACUGAUUUUUUUCCACUUUUGGCAGUUUUUAGGAGGAAAAUAGUUCGACACCAUUUAUAUUUUUUUGGUUGUUUAAGGGUUCUUUAAAACUUAAGCAAGAAUGAGGGCUGAAAAUCACUAGCAAGAAUCAUGGUAUUUACAGUUUGCAGUAGAUUCGUAAAGGAAGCCGUGGUCUGCUCUAAACCUUUUAAUGCUCGCUAAUUAAUAUUACACCUUUCACACAUCUGACUCGACUUUCUUCAGCAAGUUUUUUUCAGAUCAAGGAUUGCAAUCCUGAUUAAAACUGUACGAAGAGCUAUUCUUUGUUAAGUGGAUGGAGCCAGAUAAAGAAGGACAAAAUAAGAAAUGGAUAAUGAUCAACACUAAAAUGAUCACUCCUCUUUUGUCGUGGUCCUUACUACAAGGUUAUAUGCACACUUCCACUUGAUCUAUAACAGGGUUUUUCAAAUUUGGUAACUUAAGAUGUGUGGACUUCAACUCCCAGAAUUCUCCAGCCAAGCUGGGGAAUUCUGGGAGUUGGAAGUCCACACACCUUAAAGUUACAAAAGUUUUAAAAAUACCGAUCCAUUCGUAUUUCAUAUUUAUUAUUUUAUAUGUUAAAAUGAUUGGCACUUUAUCUCUCUGCCUGAAAAUGUAUGUGUCUUAAGAGUAAUUCUAAGCCACAUUGAGAUUUAAAGGGGGAAAAAAAAAAAGAAAUAUACCAGUAUUGACUUCGGCUGCACAAUAUAGACAUUGAUGUAAAAUGAAAGAAAUAACAUGCAUUAAGGGUGUCGAUCUAGUUUGUUUAACAUAAUGCUAUUCACACAAUGUAUUCCAGCAAGUUUAAUAAAAGAGAAAUGCUACUUUGC